AUGUCGGCCCUAGCCUCCCCCACAACCCCAACAUCCCCUCCAGCCCUCAACAUGGCCACAAAGCCCACACGCUCCGUUUCCUUCAUGAAGCACGCCACCGUCACCAAUAUCACCGACAGCACCACUAGCAACAAGGGCGGGAACACGACCGUGGUGCUGACGGGAGCCCCUGGGAAUGUGAAUCGAUCCUCCUUCCGGCCUGGUCGACGACCAGGUUACGUCCGCAAGGGACCUGUUCAGUCUGACUCUGACGCUGAUUCGGACUCUGAGGACAUUGUGGAGGAGGAAGAUGAAGAAGAGGAUGAGAAGGCGAAUGGUGGAAUCAGGAACGGAAUCGGUGCAUUCAGCCCCAAGCCAGUAGCAGGAACGAGUGCAACAGUGGGUGGGGUCGUACGGCCGGGUCAGAACUAUGUCCGUCGAGCGCCUGUUAAUUCUGAUACAGAGUCGGACGAUGAUGAGCCCGCCAUGAGAUCAGCAACGGUAGCACCCGUUUCCACAUCUACGCCCAUAGCUGCUCUCAACCACACCAGCAACAGCACUGAGGAGGAGGAGAACAGUGACACGGAUAACGAGGACAAGAAGAGCGGUGGGGGAGUGGGAGGGUUGGUCAAGUCCAUGGCUCAAACCCGGAUCGCAGGUCCAGGACAGAACUAUGUCCGCAAGGCGCCUGUCAACUCUGACAGCGAAGACGACGACGAUGACGACAAGCAGCAUAAGCCAGCUGCAAGAUCGACUCCUGCAGUUAAUUCUCCUGCCCCACAACAACAACAACAACAACAACAACAGCCUCCUCACUCUGGUGGGAGUAUCCAUAACCGACACUUGAACACCGUAUUGGGAACCACAGGACUAGGAGGAUCCUCUGCGCCCCAUUCACGCACUUCCUCAUAUGACCCUUACGCCGCCGCUACUGUUGGAAUCGUAGGAGGACUGGGAGUCGGGGGCAUGCCGUCUCCGUUGUCGUCGCCAAGAUCCGGGCCUGUCGCCACAUCACCCUACAACGCCUAUACCCCUCCUCCCGCUACGAACCUGGGUAUGGCCAUCAACAACACCAGCAACUCGAGUCUCGGCAACCUCAGCAACAGCAGCUCCAAUCCGUACCUCGCCGCAUCGGCGACAUCGGCGUCCUCACAAAUCGCAACGUCAAACCUGGCAACCUCAAUGGCGAUCUAUCAACAGCAACAACAGGAAAUGGUGAUGAUUAUGCAGCAGCAGCAGAUCCAGAUCGCGACCAUGCAGCAGCAACAGCAGGCGUAUCAGCUUCUUGUUUACCAGCAGCAACAGCAGCAUCAGCAGCAGUUGCAGGCUGUUCACCAGCACCAUUCUCGUGCUGCCAGCGCUAAUGGAUCCGUGCAUAACCUCGACACCAACACCAACAAGGUCAACACGAGUGAUAGUGACGAUGAUGUGCCAUUGGGGGAGAAACAGAACCAUCUCCCACAACUGCCCUCGUUGCCUCAGUUCUCGUCCCUUAUGGGCAUGGGCUCAUCUUCCUCGUUCACAACCCCGUCAUCUCCCACGAUGGCAGCGACGACUAUUACACCUGCAUCGCCCAACACUUAUUCCCCACACCUCUCGGUCCAACAGUCGCCCCUCCUCCAACAUAACCGUCAGCUCUCGACGUCCUCUGUUCAUUCAGUUGUCAACAACGGCAGUGGUGCUGUUUACCACCACCAACCAAUUUCCUCGUCCCCUCUGAACCCCGCAACCAGCAACGCCCCCCUCACUGGCUCCCUCCUCGGCGGUCAACAGCAAGUCUACAAUGGAGGGCAUUCUUACAGCCAAACGUCCUCCCAGCCACGUCUGAGCGAUUUUAUUGAAGAAGAACAGGAACGGUUGAUCAGAGAGCAACACCUCCAAGCGACCGCCGCCGCUCUUGGCGGACACGCAAUGACGACUCCUCCUACAUCGUUCAAUGGAGGAACCAGCCUGUUGACUAGCAGUUUCCCGGCCGGUUACCGUGGUAGUGUGGCGUCCGUGGUGACCCUCCAGCAGGCUUCGGGGAUCGAUAGAGGGUCGAUGGCGUCCUUGAACUCGACUGGAUCCAACGGCUCUGGUGGUUCUGGAGGCUCGGGAGGGGGAGGAGGAGGAGGACAACACCGCCCCACAGGAUCGCGGGACUCCUUCAUCCCCCAAAUGGGCCCUACUCUCAUCCAGCAACAACAAUACCUUACCCAACCUCAUCAAUUCCACCUCCAACAACAACAACAGCAGUUCCUCCCCUACCAGCAACCAGCAACGCUUAUCCACGUCGAGGCAAAACCCCCACCCCCCUCCGCAGGACUUGUUGGUGCCAUCUCGGCAAUGGAACGGGACAAGAAGCUUGCUAAAGCCCAUGGAACCAACCAGCUACAGUUCCAACACCAACAACUUCAACAGCAAAUGAUGGUGAAUGUUGAGAAGGAGCGGUGGUUGCAGGAGCAGAGGCGGUCUGCUUGGGAGGCCGGCCAGUUCCCUCAACAACAACAGCAGCAGCAGUUUGGACAGCAGGGGCAGUUUUUGCAACAGGGUGUGAUGCCGGGAAUGGGACAGCAGCAGCAGCAGGUGUACUAUCAGCAACAGCCUAUGAUGAUGCAGCUUCCGAUGCAGCAGCAACCUGGGUGGACGUCUGCGGAUGAGGAUGAGGAUGAAAGACCCUUGGGCGCUGCUCAUUAA
Linnemannia hyalina is the source of this 2655-nucleotide messenger RNA. The record is from the annotation of a GenBank genome assembly. NCBI's taxonomy places the organism in Eukaryota, Fungi, Mortierellomycota, Mortierellomycetes, Mortierellales, Mortierellaceae.